AGGGCAUUUAGUCAUCGGUCUUCAAUUUGCGCGCAGUUAAAGUUUGCUUCAGAUACAUUCGCUCACGUUCAGUUGCUUUCUUAAAAGCGCAGCGCGCGGUUGAGUUUCAGUAUCCAAUUGGUCGGUCGAUUGGUUGUGGUAUUGAGAUAGAAUUCUGUGCGUAUAAUUUCAGGCGUCGCUAUCAUUAUGGGUAACAUGCAAGCCCGACCGUUUGAGAACCGAAAUGUGCCGAAUCGGAGAAGCAGUGAGUGAUAGAAGCGUGUUCCCUUAAAUCAUAAUGCCUAUUUCGUAACCGUUUUAAAGGCAUUUUGUGGAACUUUCGGUACUCGAGCACUGUGCAUCGUCGCGAAGAUUUGUCCGUGAUGGUUCACAACUCCAGGAUGAGCAUUGUUGAAUGGCUGGAUCUCUUAGAGCUGCAGCAGUACGAAGGCAAUCUUCAGGAGUUCAGCAUCGUGGACGACGUGGUGGACAUUACAGAUAAGGAGCUAAAGCAAUGUGGAGUGCGCGGUGCCCAUCGCCAAAUUAUGGUCAAUAGUCUGCUGGGAGUCCGUGCAAAGCGACGCCAGUCUAUGAAUUUGGAAGCAGUAAGCAGUGUCCCUCAAGUAGUUCGUCGGCGAAAGAACUCCUGCCCGUUGGUUAAACUGGGUGAGAGUUCUGCGGAUAUGGCGGGAUGCCGCGAUAGCGGUCCAGGCGUAAUUACCACCAAAAGCGGAAAGAUUCUUAAGCAACUCACCUUCGAUGAAACUUCCACAAUGUAA
Molecule: messenger RNA, 758 nt
Organism: Drosophila rhopaloa
Lineage: Eukaryota; Metazoa; Arthropoda; Insecta; Diptera; Drosophilidae
Exons: 3
Coding region: 363-758 (131 amino acids)
Molecular function (GO): protein binding
Source: RefSeq, a predicted model, not a curated record